Molecule: messenger RNA, 1020 nt
Organism: Asparagus officinalis (garden asparagus)
Lineage: Eukaryota; Viridiplantae; Streptophyta; Magnoliopsida; Asparagales; Asparagaceae
Exons: 7
Coding region: 1-1020 (339 amino acids)
Source: RefSeq, a predicted model, not a curated record
AUGAUGAGCACACGAAAGAAAGGUGCUAAGAAGGAUCGUAUCGAGAACAGACGUGGCAGAGGUAAGCCUGAUUCUAAACAACCACCAAGAGGAAUGAGGGCCAUUAUUAGGUGGAAUAGUUCUAAUUUGCCCGUUGGUCCAUGUUCGACCCGCUUGAAUGCAUAUAUUGGGGUUCUAGUGCGUAGAUCGACCAUUAUCAACCCUUAUUUUCAAUUUCGAGAACUACCAUGGAGCGCAUACGAGGCGAUAUGGACAGAGCUUAUGGACUGCUUCUGCCUUGAGGACUUUGAGGGGGCUUGGAAUUAUGUGUUCAAUGUCAAGGUUGAAGCAGUUCUCAAACAAUGGAGGCAUGAGAUCAAACAUGAAACCUAUGACAGGUAUGAGGAGGACUGGCAGAGGUUUUUAAACCUCGACGCCCGAGUUGACGAGGUUCAUUUCACAGCUCUCCUCAUGUAUUGGGACAGCGAUGCCUCCAAGAAUAAAUCCACGAAGGGGUCAGAAAAUAGAAGAAAGAAGCUGCAUGACCACCACUUGGGCUCACACUCCUAUGCCAAUCUGGAGGAUGUUUAUUGUCAGGAUACGGGAAAAUCAUUAAUGCCAAUACACUUGAGGGCGAAAGCGGCGUAUGGCAUUUUCCGUGAUAGAUAUAGGGGUGAUGAGAAGAAUCGAGAUAAGAUCAAGGCAAAUCUCGAGUUGGUGGAGGGAUUUGAGGCUGCAUCAAAGGAGGCUGCAACUGUGUAUAUGUCGCAGCAGGAGGAACAAUCUGAGCCGGACCCUCACAUGCUUUCUGCAGAGGACAACAUUACUCUCACACAGCAUUUGAUGGGUCAUAAUAGGAGAGGGAGAUAUCCUCUGCAUGGUGUUGGAGCUUCACCCGGCGUAAGCAUGAGGUCAUCCACAACAUCCUCCACACCAUUUACAUCCAUGAGAGCAGCCCCGCCUCGGUUCCAGGCUAUGCCAUUUGUCGCACGUAUCUCUGCAUAUUUGCUUGACAAGAUUGACUCGGAGCUACAUAUCUAG